CCUUGACGUGACGUGAGUGUGGUUGGUAUUAGUGAUGGUAUAGUAAGGCAGUGUUUAGGUUUGUAUUUUUGUAAGUUAUCUCAUGAAUAUUUAUCCUUCACGUUGAAUUAAUAAUACGGUAGCGAUGGGAAAGAGAUAUUACUGCGACUAUUGUGACCGAUCAUUCAUAGAUGAUUUGGAGGCUAGAAAGAAACACCUAAAUGGAUCAAUGCACAUGAGACUCAAGAAAGAACAUUACUACUCUUUCAGGGAUUCUAAAACAUUACUAGCUGAAGAAACUGCUAAGAAACCGUGCAAGAGAUUUCUGCGCAAUGGAGAAUGCGUUUUUGGUUCCAACUGCAGAUUUACCCAUUUUUCUCAUCAAGAAUUACAGGACUUGGAACAUCAAAUUCAAGAAGCUGAGAGACAGAAAGAGAUGAAAAUGGUGGAGAACAGUAUUCCAGCAGGAGAUUCAUCAAGCAUUUUGGCUUCUUGGCUUCAGAAACGAUCUCAGAGACAACCUACCGCACACCUCAAGCCCGAAGGCAAGCAACUGUGGGAGUUGCCGCCCGGCUUACGAGAUCGGCCUGACUUACCGCCGUCCCUACGACCCGUCACGGCCAAGAGCUUCACGAGCUCAGACUUCGAGGACUGGGGGUGAAUUAUCUGUCGUCCUUGGUUCUUGGCGUCGCUUGUGAGUUUCUCGUACGUGACGAACAGCUCGUCUUGUGAAUAUUUGCAAAAUUGGCGUUGCUGGAGAUCAAGUGUUGCUUGCCAUGUGGAUGGUCUGUCGUAAGAGAAACUUUGUAAACUGUGGUUUAUGUGGGAAUAAUUAGUGAAUAAAUGCAUUGUCUCUGCUGGAAAG
Messenger RNA from Zootermopsis nevadensis, 844 nucleotides. RefSeq names its product zinc finger matrin-type protein 5. Gene Ontology annotation, molecular function: zinc ion binding. The record is from RefSeq and is a predicted model, not a curated record. NCBI's taxonomy places the organism in Eukaryota, Metazoa, Arthropoda, Insecta, Blattodea, Termopsidae. Gene Ontology annotation, cellular component: U12-type spliceosomal complex.